Messenger RNA from Aspergillus caelatus, 600 nucleotides. RefSeq lists its product as uncharacterized. The coding region runs from base 94 to 471 and encodes 125 amino acids. The transcript is spliced from 2 exons. The record is from RefSeq and is a predicted model, not a curated record. NCBI's taxonomy places the organism in Eukaryota, Fungi, Ascomycota, Eurotiomycetes, Eurotiales, Aspergillaceae.
UCCCUCUUAACCUCACCAUCCACGCAACCAGCACAAACCGCCAUAGAUUUAACAACCAAAGGCCUUUACCACUACCAACAGCCAGAAACAAGAAUGACACAAAUCUACUCCAUCUCCCUCAAAUCCCUCCGCAACCGUCUAUCCAGACACUCCAAGCCCAAGCCAACUAGUACAAUCAUCACAAUUUCUUCUCCCCCAGAAAUUCUAGAAGCGGAAACGCAGACUGUCAAGCCGAUAAACCGACGCAAAAGCGUAAAAGAGUUUAGGAAGGCAGUGGUCGAUUUCCUGGCAGAGCUUGGAGGUGCGGUUAGGGCUAUUCCUUUCGAUGAUGAGGGUUAUGGACGGUGUGACUGUGGACGGUGUUUUGGGCGGUGCUUUGGGCGGACACCGCAGGGUAGAUACGGGUCAUUUUUGACUGGUCGUGAUUUGGAUGAUACUCUGUGUCUUUUAAGGCCGAGACCAGUUUGUUGAUGUUUAGGGUGUAUUGGCUGUUGGAUUUCAUUGGAUUCGUUUACGAGGUGUUUAUGCCUUGACCAUGGGUAUGAUUCACGAGUUUCUCCAUAUAUUAAUAAGUCAUUGCUCUGUAUGAUAAGGUUUCGC